Musca domestica (house fly) is the source of this 6846-nucleotide messenger RNA. RefSeq names its product elongation of very long chain fatty acids protein AAEL008004-like. Gene Ontology annotation, molecular function: fatty acid elongase activity. Lineage: Eukaryota; Metazoa; Arthropoda; Insecta; Diptera; Muscidae. The record is from RefSeq and is a predicted model, not a curated record. The transcript has 8 exons. Gene Ontology annotation, cellular component: endoplasmic reticulum membrane. Gene Ontology annotation, biological process: very long-chain fatty acid biosynthetic process; fatty acid elongation, monounsaturated fatty acid; fatty acid elongation, polyunsaturated fatty acid. Bases 1019 to 2122 code for a protein of 367 amino acids.
GUAGCUGUGCUCAAAAUUUCGCUGAGAGGCGGGAGAUUCGGGAGUAGUAGUACUGUGUUCGUCGUCUAUUGACUUUUUUUUUGCUGUCAUUGUGUGUUAUCGUUACUAUUAUUAUUUGUUAUUGUUAUUGUUUUUUUAUUAAAUUAUUUUACAUUUGACGUUGAAAUAAAAAAAGAAACGAAACGAAAAAAAAACGAUAUUAAAGUUGAAUAACUUCGAAGUAGUAGUGGCGCGCUCUGGCGGUGACUAAGUGAAAAGAUAAGAAGAAAGAAAGGAGAAAAAACCAAGUGGAAGACGGAGAAGAAUCGAAAGAGAAAUACCUUGCGUUUCUGGUAUUGUAUAAUCGCAAAACACGCACUGAACUCUGACGGCGGACAGCACGUUCGAUCGCUCGCUCGCUCACUCGCAACGUAAAGAGGACUCUAUCCAGACUAGACUCUCGCUCUUUUGGUGUAAUCUCCCCCGUGGCAGAACAUUGAGAGUAGAAUAACCUUUGAUGUGCUGAUCAGUCAUUAAAAAAAAAGUAGAAUCGGGUUUUCGAAAUUAUUCGGCGUCGUCGGUUCGAUACGAUAAGAAUCGAUUCUCUGCCUUCGUACGGUCACUUGAUCCCUAUACAUAGCGAGGAAAACUCCAAGUGUGAAUCAUUUUGUUUAUAAACGCCAUCCAAGUCGGAAAUCCAUACAUCCACCUCCUAGCAGUGCGACAUUGAAAGUUGGGGACCACGGAAUAAAUAAUUGAUAAGCCAGCGAUCCAACAAUUAGUUACUAUUGGAAUUGUUGUUGUUUUUUACGGUUUGUUUGAGUGGAUUUUAGCUGUUAUCAGCCAACUUUAAUAAUAAUUUUUGGCGAAAUCUGAAGUGCCUGCCUGUCACCUGUUUCUACUUCUGCUAUCGCUUAACUAACUUCCCAAGUUUAAAUAACAUAAAUAAAUUAUCCUAUAUAUUUUUUGGAUAAGGAUUUAUCAGUUUUGUUGUUAAUAUUUCUACCUGCAAAUUUGUUUUUAUUGAAACAAAUUAAAAAUGGCUCUCGCAAUUGUACAUGAUAUAUAUGACUGGUACAGGGAUCUCAUGGACAACAAAAGUGAUCCUCGUGUAAAUGGUUGGCCCAUGAUGGCCUCACCUGUACCCACAUUUUUGCUGUGUGUCUUUUACGCUUAUUUUAGUAAAUCAUUAGGACCCAAGUUAAUGGCCAAACGAAAGGCCUUGGAUUUAAGAAAUGUAUUGGUUUGGUAUAAUCUAUUCCAGACCGUGUUCAGUGCGUGGAUAUUCUACGAGUAUUUAAUGAGUGGCUGGUGGGGUGAUUACAAUUUCAAAUGUCAACCUGUUGACUACAGCAAUAGUCCAAAGGCUUUGAGAAUGGCAAACAUUUGCUGGUGGUAUUACAUUUCGAAAUUCACCGAAUUCUUCGAUACACUGUUCUUCAUUUUGCGCAAGAAGACACAGCAUGUAUCGACGCUGCAUGUCAUCCAUCACGGCUGUAUGCCCUUCUCCGUGUGGAUGGGUCUGAAGUUUGCCCCUGGCGGCCAUAGUACCUUCUUUGCCUUAUUGAACUCCUUUGUACAUAUUGUUAUGUAUUUCUAUUAUAUGAUCGCUGCCAUGGGUCCCAAAUAUCAAAAGUACAUUUGGUGGAAGAAGUAUUUGACCACUUUCCAAAUGGUACAAUUUGUUGCUAUCUUCACCCAUCAAUUCCAAUUGUUGUUCCGCGAAUGUGAUUAUCCCAAAGGAUUCAUGGUCUGGAUCGGUUUGCAUGGCGUUAUGUUCCUAUUUUUGUUCUCAGAUUUCUACAAAACCAAAUAUACCCGCGCUGCGCAAAAAGUUAAAGCGGCCAAUGGCCAUGCUAGCGCGUCAGAAAAAGAAUACCUCACAAAUGGCAAAGCGACUGCCAAUGGCAAUGGUGUCUAUGCCAAUGGCAAUAGCAAUCGUGGAGCAUGCAUGCCUGUAAUGGAAGACGAAGUUGAAACCACAAUACAGACAAAUGGUCAUUUGAAAAAUGGCCAUUACAAGAACGGUUAUGCCAACGGCGGUGGCGAUCACAUACUCAAGGAAGGUGUUAUCUCAUCUAACGAAGCUAUUCUUAAUUCAGAUACCAGUAGCUCUAGUCUUCACCAGAGAAAAGUCAAAUAAGAUAGAACAACAAGAAACACACACACAUACACACAACACAACCACUCGAUUUAAGCCUAUUAAAAUAUUUAAAUUAAUUUUACAUAGUUUUUAGCAACAAAUUAUAUACAAAACACAAGAAAAAUAAGAAAGAAAGAAAUUAAAAACAAAACAAAAACAAAUGGAAUGAAGAAAACUAUAAAUUAUAUAUUAUAUAAUUUCUUAUUUAUAUAAAAAACAUAAAACAAAAAGAAAGAAAAAAAAAAACAAUCAAUCAUAUUUAAGUGUGUAAAAACAAAAAAACCAUCCACCACCACAUGCAACACAAUACCUACCUACCUACCAACACAUUUAUUAUUGUUAAGGGUAUUUGAAGAUGAGAAUGAGAAACUACCACUACUCUCUCUUUGUAUCUCUCUCUCUGGAGCAGCAUUACUAAACUCUACUUUACAAUCCUUAAAGAACAGCAAUCAAAACGAAACAUUUAACAAUCAUCAUUGAAACCCCAUAUAAACAUCCAUCUACCUACCCACCACUCAUCGACCUCUCCUCCCCCCGACCGCCUUCUCUUAUUAUCAUUUAAUGUCUUUGUCUUUUUGUAAAUUAUUAUAAGCUAAAGAAACCAACCCCUCCCACAAUAUUCUCCUCCUUUUGCUAGAACAAAGAAAAUACAAAAAAAAAAAAAAGGAUUAAGCGAACAAACAUUGUUUUUUAUAAUAAGUUUUUGUAUACAAACAACAACAACUACAAACUAUAUUUAAAGAAAAUUGUAUCUUUUUUCUUUUGUAAAUGGUCAAACUAAUAAUAAUUUCUUAAUUUCUAAACAAAAAAUUGCUAACAACAAGAAAAUAAAUAAAUAAAUGACAAGAUUUUAUAAAAUCUUUAUAAAUUUUAUAAAAACCAAAAAAAAAAAAAAAAACAAAACAAAAUCAAGUUGUAUAAUGAUGCUUAAAUGUUGUAUUUAGUAUGUAUUAUUGUUAGUCUCUCAUCGUUAGUUAUAUCGUUUGCAAACGGUUGCCUUUUUUAAGUUCAAAAAAAAAUUAAUAUUAAUUGUUAAUUAGAAACACACACAUAGGUAAUGAUGUAUACAAUGUAGUCGGUGUGUUCUUGUGUGCACAUACACAUCACAUUCGAAUUUAGCUAGGAUGUGAACAUGUUUCAAUUCACAGAAAAAAUAACAAGCAGGCUGUAUAUGUUUUAGCUUUUUCCAUUUUUUUCAAUUUCUAUGUUCUGUUAAACAAUUUUUAAUUUAUAAAGAAAGGAAAGUUUUAUUUUUUAUGACGGGAUGUUGCCUGUCGGUACACUAAAUAAAAAUGGACCUUUUUAGACCAUAGGGCGGUGUUAUUGUCGAAGUUAUAAUUUUAUUGCUCCACAAUGACAGGCUAAAGAUUUCUAAAUCAAUUGAAACGACUUACAGGUUUUUAAUUGAUCUAAUUUCGGGAUAUAUUCAACAGAUUACGGAUAAAGAGAUGGCAUUACCUAAAUUUACACCAAUUUUUUUAACUUAAUAUUUAAUAUUUUUUAAUAUUCGAUGACUGUAUUAUUUGAAAUCUAGACCUGAAUUUAGUACAUUUCGAUAAGGCAACCUGAGACCACUUUUCCUCUUUGAUAAUCGAUCAUCCAUUAAAGUUCACCUUCUAAUGACAUGUAUGUAAUAAAAAUGCAUCGUCACAGUCUUUCAUACAUAUGAAAUAUAUGCAUGACCAAAUCCAGUUAAAAAAUCGUCAUAAGAUUGUCGUUAUAAAUUGAAAAUGAACAAAUCUUUCUACAAUAAAAGAGUUGAGAUUUUUUUCACAAAUUUUGCCGUCGAAUAUUUUUUGUAAGAGCUUUUGAUUUUUUAGAGUUCUGUUUUAAAAAUGAAGUAGAACCAUAGAUUAGUUUGUUUCAGAAAUACGGAAUGUGAUAAAAGCCGAUUAGAUUGUGAAAUUAUGUAAAGUUUAGUAGUCCUUUGAUGAGAAACGUAUAUUUCUAAUAAAAUUAUAUUUAAAAAAUUCAAUGGCAGUUUUCAUGAAAGUCGUUGUCACAAUAAGAUAUAACAAAUCGAAUUAUGCCAAGAAGGGUCAAAAUUGUUUCCAUAACUUACCCGCUAGUUUUCUUUAAGUUCACCCAACGUGAGCUGGUGAGAUGGCUUCUUUAUCCUUCCAAAGAAGAUUUGUUUUUCUUUCUUAAGGAGAAUUUUCGCCACCAAGAGAUGGUAUUUAGGUUACUUUGCAAAUUCCAAUUGUUUGUUUUAGGGCAUAAAUGUAUUUUUGCAUUUAUCAAAUCCUUGGUCGAAGGGCUUUAAGGUUAUUUAGAUAAUGAAUCGUUUUUUUUGACUUGCCUGCAUUAAGAUUUUAGUGCCGACGUGUCCCCUUUUUCGAAUUCCAUUUUCGACGACUUGCAUAGGUGUCAUAUCUAGGUAAUUGCCAGUAAGGGUCAGACUGUUCAUUGGUUCCUCAAAGCCCCCCACAUCCAAAAUAGUGAGGAUUUUCUUACUUUGCACAUCGGUGAGCUGAAACGUUCUGUUACAUUUUCAACGGAAUUGCCUAGAAUAUUUAAUUUUAGUAAGCAAUGGUACACUAAAGGUAUGGUAGAGCUACCAGCUAAUUACAAUAUUUUUCUGAAUGCGUUUGACUUCUGGCGAAUUUGUAUCUGUAUUUUCUGCUUUAAAAUGUUCACAAAAAUAAUUGGAAGAAACGCAAUGGAAUUGAAAUAAAAUUCAGGCAUUUUAUUCAGGCAAUGCCGGUCGCAUUUAUUGCCCGAUCGAGAUGACAUUUUUCAAACAUAAUUUAUUUGGCCCAAGGACGAACCCUAUUGAAAUGGUUAAUCGGUUAAAAUUUAGGUAUGGCUGCCAUAUAUAUUUUCAACUGAUUUCGGGUUAAUUGUGCACCAAAUGGCCAAUAUCAGUCCAAAUGUCCUGAAUUUUGGCACAUCCGACGGAGUUCAGUCAAGAAGCAAGUGCAUCAAAUUCGGUGGAAAUCGGUUUAGUUAUAGCUAUAGCUAACAUAUAUAUGUUUCACCUGGUUUGGGGUUUUAGGUCCCUCACAUGUAAAAUAUGGACUCCCCAACAAUGAUCUUUGGUACCAGAUAUCAGAAACAGCUCAGAAAUAAGUGCCUAAAAUUUUGUCAAGAUCGUUUCAGAUUUGGAUAUAGCUCCCAUAUACAUCUUUAUUCGAUUUCAGGUUUAUUGUGCACCAAAUGGCUAAUAUAAACCCAAAUGGACUGAAUUUUGGUACUUAAGACGAAAUAUAUGUAAUAUCAGCUCAAAUUGGAUUCCAUUUGGUGAAACUCCGGUCCGGUAUAUCUAUUGCUCCAAUAAAUAUUUUUUUAUAUAAUUCUUAUCGAAGUCCUAUCAUGCACUAUACAGCAAUAUUAUUUGGUACUAGAGGGACAAAAUUUAUUGAAAAUCGAUUCAGAGUUGGAUAUAGUUCCCAAAUUGUGACAACUCUAAAGCCAUGAUACGCAUUCAAAUAAGGUUCAUAGUUGGUAUGAUCUACUUCACAUAAAUACCCAAUAUAAAGUUUUUUUUUUUUGUUACGGGAGCUCUACUUAAUAUGGCCCGCCCGACUUAUAUAUAUAUAUAUGAAAAAACAAUUCUUUGAAAAAGAAAAAUAAAUUAAAAAAAAAAAACACAUGUUGAAUUGUGGCUAUAUCCGAAAAAAGGACCUCAUCUGUGAAAAUGGUCUUCCACCAUAAUAUAAUCAAUUAUGAAUUCUGAAUAUCAAAUAGAAGGAGAUAUUUGUGUCAUUUUGAAAAUAAGAACUCUCCUCCGCUUAAAUUUAGUUCCCCACCCUUGGUCUAUACAUGGUCGGCCAGUGGCCUUACUCGACAAUUAAGACAGAAUUGUGAUUUGAAAUUCAAAGAGAGGUAAAUCACAAUUGUGCAAAAAUUACUAAUGCCAUGUUUACGUUAGAACUUCUUGCAGGGUUAACCUACUUCAACAUAAUUUUUUUUGAAGUAUUAGUAAGGGGGUCCAGUGGGUUAACUCAUUUAUAUUAAACGUUCUGUAAGAUUAUUUUCAAAUUCAACUACUAUGUUUAUGGUCAAGGCCUAUUGUAUAGGCCUUGUUCCCAUCCAAUUAUGCUAUUCAUUUUGAAAGAACAAUUUGUUGUUUUGAAGAUAACACCAAGAAGGCAUUUAAUAUAGGGUUUGAUGGGUUGUUUUAUAUAAAACUAAAAUUAACAUAACUGGGAUCAUUAAGACUCUCUUAAUAACAAAAAUACAAAGCCUCGUUAUGGCGCUGUGUAGAUUUACGCACGAAAUUUCAUUUCAUAAACAUGUCAGAACCAAAAAAGGUUAAAUGUCAGCGAUUGACUUGAAUUUCCGUAAAGGCCAUAAAUGCCACUUGUGUGAUCAAGUUCUAUUCUUUUAUUUUGUCACCUUUAUUACAGCGCAAAUAUAACCGGUCUUUUUCGAAUAAGUAAUUUUAAUAAAAUCAGCCUAGAUUUGAAUGGGAAAACCCACGUUUUUUUAUUUAUUAUUUUUUUUGUUAACCAAAUAUAGGCUCUUCUAUUUGUUUCAGAACGAAAUUUAAACUUGUUUUUCAAUUUUUUUAAAGAACAUGCAUAUUUGGUGGAUAUGAUUUGAAAUUAUAUUUUUAUGAAGAAUAAUUUAUUAGAACUCGUAAAAUGGCAAAACAUAAAAUUCUGGAAAAAUACAAAUCAAGGUCAAGGUCUUUUUCUUUUGGGAAGUUAUUUUAAUUAUUUACAUUGUAAAUAUCUGCAAGCUGAUUACCGAUUAUUGAACAAAAAAAAAAAAACAUGAAA